AUGGUCCAGGAAAUGUAAUAAUAAAUCCUCAGCCGCCUUAUGACGGUCUAAAUAUUCACGACGGGGAAACAUUUGGUCCAUACACAUGUUCUUCUGAUUGUAACCCACCUUGUGCCAUGCAGUGGAAAUAUAAACAUCCGUUAGGGAGUUUCAGAGACGCUACAUCCAUUUUGACGUCUUCAGUUACUGUACAAGAGCAAACAGCGAAUAGAACUAGUAUGGCAUCAAUUCGAUGUAUAGUGAGCGGCACUGACGGCAAAACAUCAUCAAGCAUCAAGCUGAACAUUCAAUAUUUAUUGGACCCGAGGUUAUAUAUUAAUGGUAAACCCAGCGAUGCAUUAACCAUUAAUGAAUCAAAUCAAGUUUUCCUGUCGUGUUUUGUCUAUGGAAAUCCUAUUCCAGAAAUCACCUUACGCAAACUCACUGGGAACCAGAUCUAUAUACAGAAUGUAAAUCAUUGGCUAAACUACACAUUGAUCAGAUGGGCCCAGUGCUCUGACACGGGUACUUUCGAAUGUGUCGGACAAUCGACGGAGUUUGGGAGAAGGAAUCAGUCCUUCAGUAUUAACGUUCUCUGUGAACCUCGCCUCGAUGAAGGUACUUUGGUGAAAAACAUCUAUGAAUCAAGAAGUGGCCCGGAUGUUAAAGUUGUUGUAAGUUUACCAGUUGUUGCGAAUCCCCUAACAUCUACAUCAGGGUUCGUUUGGUUAGGACCCACUUUUGCGUCAAUUUCAAUUGAUGUUUCACAAAGAGAUAACGUUGUCUACAAACACUGGAUCAACAGCUCCAUUCCUGUUCCUGAUCAGAGAUCAUUCGGAACCUAUUCGCUGAAAUACAAAGGAAAAGCCUUCGCUGAUAUAACAAUUCACGCCAAAGAUGUAAGUGCAGUUUCCAGAGAAUCCUCUAUUCAGACGGCCUGGGUGGUUAUUGGAGUACUCAUUGGUUUAUUCGUUUUGUUGCUGACGAGCUGUGGAGUUUAUAAGUUUACUUUUCGUCGAGGUAUUGGAACAGGAUCGAUUCAACAACCUAAGCCAGCUCACGAUCUCAGAAUCCAGAACAAAGAAUAUGAUGACAUUGAUGACGUCACUGUAGAAGCACAAGAUCAAAGUCCUAACAAUCAGACAUACGAGGAUGUAACAGAGAACACAGAACAAAUACAACCACUGACAGAUUAUCAGAAUAUCAGUGGACAUCAGGAUAACCAAUAUGAAGCGGUAAAGCCUGAUCAAGGUAGACUUUAUUCGUCUCUUAAGGUUCAGUGAACCGACGUAUAAAGAGACCUUUUUUAUGAAGAACUAUCAAUUUUUUCAUAAAAUGUAUAUUGGAAUAUUUUAAUUUAUUUUGAAAGACAAGGUAUGACACUAUUUGUCUUAAACUUAUAAAAAAGAUUCGUUUGAAAAAAAAAAUUAUCAGAAUAAAAAAAGAGGGGAUGGAAUGAAUACAAAUGUUUUACAAUACCCUUUGUGCUAUUUUAAUACUGUUGAGCGGAUAACAACUUUAUAUUUUUGAGUGAGAAAUUCUUUUAAUUUCUUUUUUAUACGUUCAGAUAUUAUCAGAGGAAAACGUAAAUGCGUUACAGUUUUGUAAAUAAA
Messenger RNA from Saccostrea cuccullata (small rock oyster), 1592 nucleotides. RefSeq lists its product as uncharacterized. The record is from RefSeq and is a predicted model, not a curated record. The transcript is spliced from 5 exons. NCBI's taxonomy places the organism in Eukaryota, Metazoa, Mollusca, Bivalvia, Ostreida, Ostreidae. The annotation marks the transcript as partial.